Molecule: messenger RNA, 1861 nt
Organism: Oryza sativa Japonica Group (Japanese rice)
Lineage: Eukaryota; Viridiplantae; Streptophyta; Magnoliopsida; Poales; Poaceae
Product: putative GPI-anchored protein pfl2
Source: RefSeq, a predicted model, not a curated record
GCCACACCACCACAUGUAAACACGCCAGCCAAGUCGCACUCGCCUCGUCGUCCUCCUCCCUCCGCCCGCUUCUCCCCCCUCCUCCUCCCCCCUUUUGUCCCCGCCAGAACGUGCUCCGAACCCAGCAGCCGCAGCCGCCGCCGCCCCGCCUCGCCUUGUCUUCUCUUCUCCCUUUUUAUACCACCAAGGCUUCCUCUCCUUCCCCUUUCUCCCUCCCCUCUCCGCGAUGGUCGUUUCGAGUCGGUGAGCGAGCGAUUCAGGUGGUUGGCUUGGGGGGGAGUUGCACACUUGCACCGGUGGGUGAUGGAUUCUGGUAAUAGUGGAGGGAGUCUCCAGUCGUCGAGCGGCGGCGACGACGAGUUCGAUUCGCGGGGAGGCGGUGGUGGUGGUGGGGUGGACUCCUCGCCGCUGUCGGCGCUGCUCCGCCCCUCCUCGUCGUCGGGGUUCUCGCUCCACGGCGGAUCGAUGUACGGGUUCCAGGAGCUCGGCUCGGUGGGGACGUCGUUGCAGCAUCAGCAGGGGGUGCAGCUGCAGCCCUGGUCGGCGGCGCAGUUCGCGGCGGGGGCGCCGUCCUCGUCGUCGCCGCGUGUCGCCGCCGACGCGGGCGUGGCGGGGGCGCACCAGCAGCAGCAGCAGCAGCAGCAGGGUGAUCCGUCGUCAGAGGGGGCGGGGGCGGGGGCGGCGGUGGCCGCGGCGCCGGCGAGGGGGUCGAGGAAGCGGACGCGGGCGUCGCGGCGGGCGCCCACGACGGUGCUGACCACCGACACCUCCAACUUCCGCGCCAUGGUGCAGGAGUUCACCGGGAUCCCUUCGCCGCCGUUCGUCGCGGGCGUCGGGGCACCCGCCGCCUCGCUCCGCACGCGCUUCGACCACCUCUUCCCCUCGCCGGCGUCCGCCCUCCGCUCCGCCGCCGCCGGCGAUCCGGCCUCCUCGCUGCCGCCGUACCUCCUCCGCCCCUUCGCGCAGAAGCUCCCCACGGCGGCGUCCCCUUUCCCGCCCUACACGUCCUCGUCCUCGUCGACGCCGUUGUCCACGUCAACGCCGUCCUCCUCCAACCUCGCCGCCGCCAAUGCCAAUGCCACCACGACGAGCACGGCCGCAGCCACCACCGCCACGUCCGUCAACCCGACCGCGGCCGCCGGAGCCGGCGACACCUUCCAGCUGACGCCCGCCGCGCUCCUCCGGAUGCAGCACGAUGCGACCAGCAGCAGCGGCAGCUACCUCUCCUUCCCCAGCGUCCUCGCCGCCGCGUCGCAGCCCAUGUUCGGCGGCUUCGCGCAGGGCGGCGGCGGCGGCGCGCGGCUGCACGACGCCUCGCCGUCCCCGUCGUUCUCGGAGUUCCUCGGCGGCGGCAUCAGCCUCACCGACGGCGGCGGCUUGAUGUCCUCCGACGCCCUGCACCACCACCUCCCCACAAGAAACGACGCCCACCACCACGGCGGCGACGAGCUGUCCGGCGUCGUCGCGUCCGGCAGCUGCAAGCUCAACUACACCUCCCACGCCGGCGCACCAUCGUCAUCACAAGCCGCCGCCGCCGACAAGCCGCCGGAUGGCUCCACCGCCGCCGCGCGGCCCGCCCGAGGCGAGGGCCUCGACCCAUGGAUCUGUACAUCCGAGUAGUAGACAGAACAGAAAGCAUCAUCAUCACACUGUUCUCUUCUGAUUCUUGUCAACUAGUGGCACCAAGCACCAAGCACAAGAACGAACACGACGCCAUAGCCGCCAUGCAUCACAAACAACAAAGGUCUGAUCGAUUUUAAUUUUUACUUAGCCUUUUUAGCUGUAUACUCACUUCAUGUUACUACUAUUAUUACUGAAAUUAAUCACCACUUCUUCGACUUCGUCUUAUUCCAUCCUCUCA